Coffea arabica (coffee) is the source of this 2551-nucleotide messenger RNA. Lineage: Eukaryota; Viridiplantae; Streptophyta; Magnoliopsida; Gentianales; Rubiaceae. The record is from RefSeq and is a predicted model, not a curated record.
AAACACGAACUCAUCUCACACACGUUUACAGAGGGGAGAGUUCUGGGUUUUUCUCAGAACAAUUUGUUUGGAAAGGUAGAAAAGAGGAAUCAGUGAAUUAAUUUCAUAAUUUGGUAGUAAAUAAAAUUGUUACAAAAGUUAAUUUGGGAUUGUGAAGUAGAGUAGUGAUGCAUGUUUUCACCAGGAUUUCUAUGGCAACAAUAAUAGAAGAAUAAUAAAAUAAUUCAAAGGAGGAAGAAGAUGAUGAAGCUGCAUGCUCAAAGCUUCUUCACCUUCUUCUUCUUCUUCUUCUCAAUCUUACUUUUUUAGCUUUCUUAUUGAAUUUUAAUGGCAACUUCUCACCCUCAGCACCGCUGCGUCUUUGGUUAGUUCCCCUCUCUCCCUCUAUCUCUCCAUGGUUAUAUUCGAACCUUUUUUUUGCAAAGUUGAUUCAAUUGGAAUUCUGUUAUUCAUCAGAAACUGGGAAUUUGAUAAAUGGGUUUUUUUGUUCUGAUUUUCGGGUUUUUUGGCAGUUGGGAAUAUACCUUAUGAUGCAACUGAAGAACAGCUGAAAGAAAUUUGUGAGGAGGUGGGCCCUGUUGUUUCCUUCAGAUUAGUAAUUGAUAGAGAAACUGGGAAACCAAAAGGUUACGGAUUUUGUGAGUAUAAGGAUGAGGAGACGGCUUUGAGUGCACGCCGGAAUCUUCAGGGGUACGAGAUAAACGGACGACAAUUACGUGUUGAUUUUGCUGAAAAUGAUAAAAAUGCUGACAGGAAUCGCGAACAGAGAUGAGAGGGGCAAGGUCUAAUUGCCCACAAAUGAAGAAUGAAGCAUCUGCAGAUUAAUAACACCAACUACAGCGAACCAGAUGCUUGCUGCUUGUAUAUUCACUCAUUGAUUAAAGACAAGACUGGCCAACUACUAGGGGCCGUGGUGGACCUGGAAUGGUUGCAAAUGUUGAUAAUCAAAAACAGUUUGGGGGACCAGCAGUCCUCAAGGAUUCCAGUCUUCUUCAGCCAAUAGGUGUCUCUGUAGCUAUGACUGCUGCAAGUAUCAUGGCACAAGCUCUUGGUGCUGCUCAGACUGGUGGCAUGUCCAAUCAGAUUGGUAUACCUAGUCAGCCAACAUUGGGCAGUGAUCCUUUAACUUUGCAUCUGGCCAAAAUGUCAAGAAGCCAGCUAAUCGAGCUUAUGUCUGAGAUGAAGGCAAUGGCUACACAAAACAAGGAGCAAGCUCGUCAACUGUUACUUGCAUGCCCCCACUUGCCUAAAGCAAUUUUACAGGCAGGGAUAAUGCUGGGAAUAGUACCACCACACAUGUUGCAGAUGCCCAACAUUAGGCAGGUGUCUGCUCCACCAUUGCAGCCUUUACUGCAAGAUGGUAUGCAGAAUCAACUAUUAACAACUCAAAAUGUUCCUGGGCUCCCCCCUCUUCCACAGAAUAAAGGGCAAUACAGUUUGUUGCCCACAGCACAAGAGGGUGCAAUUUCUGCUAGUCGUCCAAAUUCUAUGUUGAAUAACCAGCAUGCUUCGGUAACUCAGUUUCCUAUACAACCUCAAAUUCAGCUUCCACAGCCUAUGCAGAAUAAAGUUUUGCAGCAGAACCAAUUGCCUAUUCAGUCUGGAAAUCCAGCCCUUUCAUUGAUACGCCCUCAAUCUCAGGGCAAUUUCUCAUUUAGACCGCAAAUUCAUGCAGCAGCUUCCUCUUCUUUGAAGCAUCACGUGCAAACUCCUCCUCAGAUGCAACAUUUAGGGCAAGUUACAGCAGCUGCUACCGCAGCAUCUAUUCAAACUUCUCAAUCAAUACAGCCACCGCUGCUGGAUCAAGGCUUUCAGCAGCAUGGUUCUUCACUGUUAUCUGGCAUACAAGAUAGCGUUAAUAAAGAUCCACGCGGACAGGUUAUGAUUUCAAGAGUCAAUGACAGUCUAGAUCCAACAAAUCAGCCAUCAAAACUGGUUAGGUUAAAUGACGGAAGGCCUGUACCUUCGCCCACCGAUGAAAAUAUGGCAACCUCUGCAUCUGGACCAUCUCAGACUUUUAGCAUGACUACAAACCAAGUUCCUAAAGUAGAAGAAGCUUCUGUAUCUGAAAAACAAGCUGUUCAGGUACAGCUUCCUCCUGAUGUGGAGACUGCUCUGCUACAGCAAGUGCUUCUUCUAACACCUGAGCAAGUAAGUUCACUGCCACCUGAUCAGCAGCAACAGGUCAUUCAACUCCAGCAGAUGCUUCGGCAGGCUUCAUAGUGAUUCAAUUGAUGCAUAACGAGUCCCUACUCAAGGGCUUCCAUCCCUGUUUAAUUCAUAGGCCAGAGGGGCAUAACAACACGUAGUUGAUUUUACACUGUAGAGUGAAUGUUUACACAAGAUUUAGCAUAGCAUCCUAAAUGCACGAGAGUUGUGACAUCAAUGUAACGGUUUUACAGGGUUGUAGAUUGCAAUUAAAUCAAAGGAAACACAGAAAAAUUUUGGUUUUAAUGUUUUUGUUGUUCCAUUACAACUUCUGUUUAGUGUAACAUGCAUUUCCUGAAGUGUUAGUGAUUUUUUCUUUCAAUGUUGAACUUUGCACACUAAA